AUAGUUUACACCAGAACCACAAUCCGACAGUUUACUAUUGGAUUUAGUUGAGUGUGACUCGUUGUUUAUAUUUUUGAAUUUUCCGCUAUAAUUUAAUAAGGAAUUUUAUUCUAAUAAAUUUUUUUUUUUUUUUUUUUCGUAGAUUCUUUUACAUAAAGUAACAAUUAGUCUUACUGAAAUUUAUAUAAAUAAAUAAUAAUUAAUAUCAAUAAUAAAUAUUUAAAUAAAAACCAUGGGUUUGCUAACUGAAGGUCAUCCACUCAGUUGGGAAGAAACAAAAAAACUUUCUCAGCACGUGAGAAAACAUGGAAUAUUACAGUUUAUUAAUUUAUAUAAAAAAUUGAGGGACAGAGAAGGUGAUGUACUUAAGUGGGGCGACGAGGUCGAGUACAUGCUAGUUAAAUUGGACGAUGACAAAAAAACGGCCAAGUUGAGCCUGAGAUCGUAUGAACUUAUGGUGAAGCUCAAUGAGAAGGAGCAGGCAAACCCUAGCGGAGUAAAAUGUUUGUGGAGACCAGAGUUCGGUGCUUAUAUGAUUGAAGGUACUCCAGGUCAGCCCUACGGAGGUUUGCUUGCUCACUUUAAUAUCGUGGAAGCCAACAUGAGACACCGGAGGCUGGAGGCUGAGGAACAGCUCAAGUCUGGAGAAGUAUUGAUGACGUUCACUAAUUUCCUGAGAUUGGGUUGUCCUAAUUCGACUGAGCCACCAGCGAAACCUACACCCGACGAUGGGUAUCAAAGGAGUCUAUUUCUUCCCGAUGAAGCUGUUUUUCCAGGUCAUCCACGUUUCAAGACACUGGCUACCAACAUUAGACAGCGUCGUGGGGAAAAAGUAAUCAUCAAUGUGCCCAUCUACAAAGAUGAAAAUGUUCCAAAACCAUUCCGUGAAGAUUUAUCAGCUCUAGGAGACGACGGACGUAGUGCAAAAGUGGCUAAAGAUGAUCACAUUUACAUGGACGCGAUGGGGUUCGGUAUGGGAUGCUGCUGUCUGCAAGUGACAUUCCAAGCAAGUAAUAUCCAAGAAGCGCGUACUCUAUACGACCAAUUGACACCCUUGUGUCCCAUAAUGUUGGCUCUGACAGCUGCAAGUCCAGUGUACCGGGGCUACCUCGCAGACAUCGACAGCCGGUGGUUCGUUGUCUCAAACUCCGUCGACUGUCGCACCAAAGGCGAGCGGGGUCUUGAGCCACUCAAAGACGGCGAGUUUGUUAUUAAAACUUCGCGUUACGGCUCCGUCGAGUCUUAUCUCAGCGAGCAGGGUGACAAGUACAACGACACCCAACUGCUCUACGACAAAGAGGUAUACAAGCAGCUGAUGGACAACGGGAUUGACCGUCUCCUGGCGCAGCACGUCGCUCAUUUAUUUAUUCGCGACAGUAUUUGUCUCAUGUCCACGCAACUGGACCAGAAUGAUGAGACCGAUACUGAUCACUUUGAGAAUAUACAGUCAACAAACUGGAGAUCAAUGCGUUUCAAACCACCCCCGCCAAAUUCAUCAAUCGGCUGGCGAGUUGAAUUUCGUCCUUGCGACGUACAAAUGACUGAUUUUGAAAACGCAGCAGUCGUUUGCUUCAUUGUCUUGCUGUCACGUGUGAUCCUGAGCUACAAUUUAAAUCUACUGAUGCCCAUAAGUAAAGUAAUUGAAAAUAUGUCUCGUGGGGAAAAGCGGGACGCGGUUAACAAACAAAAAUUUUGGUUCCGCAAAGACAUCGGCUCGGCGGAUGGAAAAGAUAAUUCACAGGAAGUUGAUGAGUGCGGCGAGUUUACUGUUAAUGAGAUAAUAAAUGGUAAAGACGGUGUCUUUGUUGGACUGAUACCGCUUAUUAACAGUUACUUGAACAGUAUGAAUGUAGACGUGGAUACUCAUUGCACAGUUCAGCGAUACUUGAAGCUGAUAAGAAAACGCGCGUCAGGUGAACUGAUGACCACUGCCGCGUGGAUAAGAAAAGAGGUAGUAAAUCAUCCCGAGUACAAAAAAGACUCAGUUGUCAAUGAGGCUAUUAAUUAUGAUAUUUUAAAAAGCGCUUACGAAAUUCAAAAGGGCGUUAAAUCAUGUCCGGAGUUGUUGGGUUUUUGCACGACUUCGAGAACAACUGAAACUAUUCCAGCCGCUAUUGCUAACGCUGAGAAAUAAUUAUUUAUUAAGUACUUGUGUUAAUUAUUAAUAUAAUAUUUAAUUUUGCAUUUUUCAUUAUUUUAUAGUGGCAGUAAAAAUAAUUAUUUUACUGUCAGUUUGAAAUUUUUUUUUUUAUGAAAAAAUUAUUCUUUGAGGUUUCUUAGUAAUAAAAUUUAAAAAGACAUAGAUUACUUAAUUAAUUGAUAGAUAAAUAUUUACUUAAAAACAUUUGUUGGAUUAUAUUUUUUAGGAAAUUUAUGGAUUUUUAUAAAAAAAAAAUUUACGGAAUUAUUUUAUGGGAUUUUUGAAAUUUUAUGAUAAAAAAAUUCAUACCUCCCUAAUGGAUAAAUAAAUCAUUGUAUCAAGUAUGAACUUUUUUUAUUAGUCAAGAUGAUUAAGAAAAUGGGCCAUUAUAAAUAAUGUACAGUCCCAAAAAAUCGAUUUGUUUAUUUUAUAAAAUUGAAUAUUUUUGUUUUUUAUUUAUAUCAAAGAGAAACAGGAUAUGUAGACGGAAUUGAAAACACUUCAUACUUUUUUUUUUAUAUAAAUAUGUAUAAAAAAUAAAUAUUUAAGAAUAAAUACAUUUAUAUACUUAA
This is a messenger RNA of Microplitis demolitor, 2712 nucleotides long. RefSeq names its product glutamate--cysteine ligase catalytic subunit. Lineage: Eukaryota; Metazoa; Arthropoda; Insecta; Hymenoptera; Braconidae. The record is from RefSeq and is a predicted model, not a curated record. Gene Ontology annotation, cellular component: glutamate-cysteine ligase complex. Gene Ontology annotation, biological process: glutathione biosynthetic process. The transcript has 7 exons. The coding region runs from base 233 to 2134 and encodes 633 amino acids. Gene Ontology annotation, molecular function: glutamate-cysteine ligase activity.